Camellia sinensis is the source of this 660-nucleotide messenger RNA. RefSeq lists its product as uncharacterized. NCBI's taxonomy places the organism in Eukaryota, Viridiplantae, Streptophyta, Magnoliopsida, Ericales, Theaceae. The record is from RefSeq and is a predicted model, not a curated record.
AUGGCUCCAUAUGAAGCUCUAUAUGGAAGGAAAUGUCUUUCUCCUAUUUGUUGGGCUGAAGUGGGUGACAGACCAUUGUUGGGACCAGAACUUGUACAAGAAACAACUAAAAAUGUGAAAUUAAUUCAACAGAGAUUGAAAACUACACAAAGCCGCCAAAAGAGCUAUGCAGAUGUCCGCAGGCGAUAUAGAGAAUACGAAGUCGGGGAUCAUAUGUUCAUAAAAAUGACUCCGAUGAAAGGGCAAACACGGUUUGAUGUUAAGGGCAAAUUGGCGCUAAGAUGUGUUAGGCCAUAUGAGAUUCUCGAGAAAAUAAAUCCAGUAACAUACCGAGUAGCCUUACCUCUGGUGAUGGAAAACAUGCACAAUGUCUUUCAUGUCUCUAUACUUCGGGACUAUUUGAGAGAUCCGUUACAUGUGAUUGAGCUGACUCAUGUACUUCUAAAAGAUGAUUAUACAUAUGAGGAGAGACCGAUGCAAAUUAUAAACCGUCAAAUCAAGAGAUUGAGAAACAAAGACAUACCGCUGGUAAAAGUUAAUUGGCAAAACCACAAACGAACUUAUGCAACUUGGGAGACAGAGGAAGAAAUGAUGAAAAGAUACCCUGAAGUAUUCCCUUUGGACCUGGUAUUAUUCCAGAAUGAAGGAGUAUCUGUUUGA